UCGACUCCAGCACUCACUGGGCGAAACAGUCAUUAGUUCCCAUUCUACUUUUGGACACCAAUGUGGCUGAGGCGUCUGUGGAACGUUGUUAACAAAGGCAAUGACGCGAGCGAGUGACGGAGAUGCAGGGGGAUCUAGGGUCCCAGCGGAGUUUCAGUGUGUUGGACCGACUCCUCCACACACACCCCGUCUGGCUGCAGCUGUCCAUCAAUGCUGACUCCGCCCUCUAUAUCCUGCUCAGAGAACCUGUCGGGACAUUCCUGGUGCGUAAGUGCAGCUCCAGCCAGAGGAAGUUGUUGUGUGUCAGAGUGACCGCAGACCGAGCAGCAUCCUCCAUUAAGGAGUGUCUCAUAUGUGAGGAAGACUCCACCUUUGCCUUGGAGAGCUCCGCCCUCAGCUUCCCAGACCUCUGCCGAUUGGUGGCCUUCUACUGCAUCAGCAGGGAUGUGCUGCCUUUUCCACUGGAGCUCCCAGAAGCCAUUGCUCAGGCCUCCACCCACAGGAAGCUGGAGGCCAUCUCCCAUAUGGGAUUAGAGUUCUGGAGUUCACUCUCUGACACCCAGAAUGGACCUGGGGAUCUACAGGCUCCACCCACCAUCAAGGCUUCACCCAUUACCACCAAGACUCCGCCCACCAGUGCUAUGCAGGUCAAGGCGGGUCUGUCCCAGGACCUGUGUUACCUGCUGUCCCGCGGCAGACAGGAGUCUCUCUGCUUCAUUAACCCUCUCUUUCUCCAGCUUGAGCAGCAACAGCAGCCGCAACAGUCGAUCCCGGGGGCGUCCCACAAACGCCACCGCUUCAAACGCAGCAUGAGGGUCCGUGUCUCUACAGAGAGCUCCAUGACUCUGUCUGGUUGUGGAGGUGGUGGAGGGGGGGCUGGGUCAUUCCCCUUGCCCCCACCGGAGAACCCCAAGGACCAGGAGAGGCUCCAGCCCACACCCCUCCAGCCCAGUCCCAAACCGCACAGAAAGGUCCAUCCUGGGGCUGGCGUCCUGAGGAAAACCCCUGCACUGUCCCCCAUGUCGGCCGAGGAUGAGGACCUUGUGCCUGUACCGCCAGCAGCUCCAACAGAUCCUCCAGUGGGGGAGGUAGAGGAGGACCCAUCUGCUCCAGAGGAGCCCAGCAUCGAAGAGGCGUGCUUGGCCUUGGAGGGCCACCCAGCCCCCUCUCUGGCCCAACUGGACAGCAGCAGCUCUUUCAGCAGUCUGGAGGAAGAGGACCCAGGAGCAGAAGCAGAGGACCAGUUCUUCAAACAACCAAACCCCAACCCUCAGCACCGCCCGCCCCUGGUGCGCUCUCGGGGGGGUCACGGAGGCCUGCAGAGGAUGAGCGCGGCGUUUGUGUGUUUCUUUGCUCCAGAGAAGAGGCUCGCUAGGCUGGUGGAGGAGCUAUCCAGGGAACGGAGGUCUGCGUUUGGUUCCUUGGUCCAGGAGUUCCUCCAGAAGCAGAAAGAGGAGCUGAGAGGGGUCUUGACCCAGGUUGCCUCUUCAUCAUCGUCUUCCUCGCCGAAGACCUCCUUGGCGGUGCUCCAGGGGCUGCGGUGCUUCUUGUCCCAGGCCAAGAGCUUCCUGCUGGACAGCGGAGAACUGUCGCCCCCCCUAGAGACCCUGGUGCCCGACAACGAGAAAGACAUAGCCCUGGAGAAGGCCAUGUUUGGCUGUGUGCUGAAACCUCUGAGGGUGCUGCUAGACCAGGCCCUCCUCUCCCUCCACAGACAGGACGGCUCCACCCAGCACCUGGCCUCUAGUCUCCUGGCCUGCCAAGAGGGGGCGAUGGAACGCCUCGGAGUGCUGGUGGGCGUGCCCGACACACGCGGAGUGGAGAGGGUGAGGCAGAAGCUGGGCCUCAUGCAGCGCACCCACUCACCCAUAGACAAGGUGCUGCUGCUGCUGCAGGUCUGCAAGUCGGUCCAGCAGGCCAUGGGGGCCCUCCACGAUGGUGGACAGGAAGUGAGCUCUGAGGACUUCCUGCCGGCGCUGUCCUAUGUGAUAGUGAUGUGUAACACGCCUCAGAUCCUACUGGAGGUGGAGUACAUGAUGGAACUACUAGAGCCCUCCUGGCUCACUGGGGAGGGUGGCUACUACCUGACCAGUGUCUAUGCCAGCCUCUGUCUGAUCCAGAGCCCUGAAGCGAAGGGGGACCAAGUCCCCCCAGGAGGUCUGACCCGCGAGGCCCUGGACGGGCUGAGGGAGUGGGGCCGCAGACGCAGCCUGGAAGCCAAGAGCAACCGUGAGAGACAACAGAACCAGAGGUGUGUUCGGGUACUGUUCCAGGACGGCGAGCGCAGUGCUGUGCGGACGCUGCAGUGGAGAGCCGGGGAGAGCAGCGAGGCCCUAGCCCGGCUCUGUGCCUCCACCUUCGGCGUCUCCGAGCCCCAGGACUACACCCUCUACUGGAGGUCCGGGGGGGAGAUGAGGACCCUUCCCACCCAGACACAGCCUCAGGACCUGGCCAGCCACAGUGAGGGAGGCCCCUCUCUCUCCUACCUUCGCACGGACCACGACUUCAGCAAGAUGCGGCGCCUGACCAGAGGGGGAGCUGUGGACCUGGGGGAGUCUGUGUGUGAGGAGUGAAGGAGGGAGGGCGAUGGAAGGAAGGAGGGCGAUGGAGGGAGGAAGAGGAGGUGGAAGAGUUCUUCUCGGAUCUCAGCGUUUUUCGAUUUAUUGAUUGAUUAAAAAAGCUGUGUUGUGUCUUGGACGUGUUGUCAUAACUACAGCUCUCACUAAAGACUAUGGGGCAAGUCUCAAUUGGCACCCUAUUCCAUAGUGGAGGUUUAAAAGUUGUGCACUGCACUGUAUGGGCUCUGGUAAAUAGGGUGUCACUUGAGACUCAGCCGUAGAGGAAGGGCAGAUUGGUUGUCUAUUAUUCACAUCACUUCUGUCAAUCUGCUGCUCCUUGGUUGGAACCAUAGAAUUAGAAUGAAUUCUAUAAAUGAUAUUUCUAUGUUCAGAACCCUGUUGUUAAGGGUUGGGGGGCC
Molecule: messenger RNA, 2977 nt
Organism: Oncorhynchus tshawytscha (Chinook salmon)
Lineage: Eukaryota; Metazoa; Chordata; Actinopteri; Salmoniformes; Salmonidae
Gene: rin1b
Product: Ras and Rab interactor 1b
Exons: 13
Coding region: 123-2573 (816 amino acids)
Biological process (GO): vesicle-mediated transport
Cellular component (GO): cytosol; endocytic vesicle
Molecular function (GO): small GTPase binding; guanyl-nucleotide exchange factor activity
Source: RefSeq, a predicted model, not a curated record